This is a messenger RNA of Tachysurus vachellii, 2432 nucleotides long. RefSeq names its product carboxypeptidase E (gene cpe). NCBI's taxonomy places the organism in Eukaryota, Metazoa, Chordata, Actinopteri, Siluriformes, Bagridae. The transcript is spliced from 9 exons. Gene Ontology annotation, molecular function: metallocarboxypeptidase activity; zinc ion binding. Gene Ontology annotation, biological process: proteolysis. The record is from RefSeq and is a predicted model, not a curated record. Bases 98 to 1489 code for a protein of 463 amino acids.
GACAUUGAGCGGGAGAGGAGGGAUCUGGAGAGAACACGAGAGGACAAGGAAGGCUUUCACACGGCGAUUUAGACAGACACGGUGCAAGCGAGCAGUGAUGAAGGCGGCGGGUUUGUGCGCGACGGCGCUCACGUUUCUUGUUGCGGUGCUUUUGGCACAGUCGGGCGCGCGCGCCGCGGCGCCGGUGAUGGACACCGGGGACAUCUCGUUCGAGUAUCACCGUUACGAGGAGAUGCGCAAAGCUCUGGUGUCAGUGUGGCUGCAGUGUCCGUCCAUUGCGCGCAUCUACACCGUGGGAGAAAGCUUCGAGGGCCGCGAGCUGCUCGUGCUGGAGAUGACUGACAACCCUGGCGUCCACGAGCCUGGUGAGCCAGAGUUUAAGUACAUUGGGAACAUGCAUGGCAAUGAAGCGGUUGGCAGGGAGCUGUUGAUCUAUUUGGCUCAGUAUCUGUGUAAUGAGUAUCAACAGGGCAACGACACCAUCAUCAACCUGAUCCACUCCACCCGCAUCCACAUCAUGCCCUCCAUGAACCCCGAUGGCUUCGAGAAAGCCGCCUCACAGUCUGGUGAGAUGAAGGACUGGUUCGUUGGACGCAGCAACGCUCAGGGUAUCGAUCUGAACCGGAACUUUCCAGACUUGGACCGUAUCGUCUACAUGAACGAGAGAGACGGAGGCGCGAACAACCAUCUGCUGAAAAACAUGAAGAAGGCCGUCGAUGAAAAUACUAAGCUCGCACCUGAGACUAAGGCUGUAAUUCACUGGAUUAUGGACAUCCCAUUUGUCCUGUCAGCCAACCUCCAUGGAGGAGAUGUGGUGGCCAAUUACCCAUAUGAUGAAACCAGAAGUGGAUCUACUCAUGAGUACAGUGCCAGCCCUGAUGACAUGGUGUUCAAGAGCUUGGCCAAGGCGUACUCCGGCUACAACCCACUGAUGUCAGACCCUAAUCGAGCACCAUGCCGCAAAAAUGAUGAUGACUCCAGUUUCAAAGAGGGCAUCACUAAUGGAGGGGCCUGGUACAGUGUGCCUGGAGGCAUGCAGGACUUUAACUAUCUGAGCAGCAACUGUUUUGAGAUCACGCUGGAAUUGAGCUGUGACAAGUUCCCACUGGAAAACACACUCAAAAUAUACUGGGACCAGAACCGUAACUCCCUCGUCAACUAUAUUGCACAGGUUCAUCGUGGAGUCACAGGUUUUGUGCGUGAUCUUCAGGGAAAUCCCAUCUCCAACGCCUCCAUUUCUGUAGAGGGCAUUGACCAUGACAUUACCUCAGCUAAAGACGGUGAUUAUUGGCGCUUACUGGCUGCUGGGAACUACAAAGUUUCAGCCUCGGCUCCUGGAUAUCUUACAGUGACCAAGAAAGUGGCUGUUCCACACAGCCCUGCUAUUCGGCUCGAUUUUGAGUUGGAGUCCAUGGAGGAACGGAAGGAGGAAGAGAAGGAGGAGCUCAUGGAUUGGUGGAAGAUGAUGUCAGAGACCCUGAACUUCUAAAAAGUGUAAUUCCCAAAAGAUUCACUGUCAGUCGCUGCAUUUGACUGAGCAUCCUGGGUGUAAAAUAUUUAAUCGAUGUUGUAUGUGUGCUCAUUUACAUUCAAGUAGCUUUUUUAGGGGCCUAAAUGUCUACAUGUGGACUGAAAGUCAGAAACGGAAUAGACUGAACCGCAGGGAUAUUCAGUGGAAGAACGUAUACGAAUUUAGGAGGAAGAUGAUAACUGGCAUUUAGUUCUGUUUCACUGAUUGGAAGUCCUCAUGUGAUGCUCUGAGAUUCAUGUACUGAUGUUCCUUUUCUGCAAAUAUUGAGCUUAUAGGUGUUGUUUGCAAUAAUAUGUUAAUUGUCAGCUGCCUCUGUAUAUGUGUGUGUGUGUGUUUCUGUGUGUGUAGGUAUGUACACACACAUACACAUACACACACAGGCAUUAAAUGCAAAUGGUGUGCUCUAUCUUUCCUUUUCAACAUUGUUCUUGUAAGAUACAUUGAUCACCAACCAACCAGGAAGCACUGUGUUGUGAAUGAAUGUAUGUGACAAAUAUGAAUUCUAUUGAUUAUCACUACGACGAUGACGAGUGAAGACGCCAGCGUAGACCACUCUACGUUCUAUUUAUGCUUUCUGUCGCUCUUCUGUUCAAACAUUGUUCUGUGAAUGUUUUUUUUUUAAUUUUUUUUUGGAAAAAGCCGCAUCAGUAAACCUGUCUAGUUUUAUGAUAUUUAAAAAAAUAUUUAAAAAUUAAUUCUGGGGAAUGCUCAAAAGAAUUUUAUUAUUAGAUCUACAUUAAGAAAUCAUUCUAUUAGAGCUAGAGACUGCUAUAAACUUUAUGGAUUUAACGGAAUUUGUGAUGGCACAAAUGUGACGAUUUUGUAAACAAUGACCAAAAUGCACAAGUGUGACACGUAUAUAACAAUCAACGGUCUUUAUUUAAUAAACACUGUAACUCUG